Molecule: messenger RNA, 3532 nt
Organism: Triplophysa rosa
Lineage: Eukaryota; Metazoa; Chordata; Actinopteri; Cypriniformes; Nemacheilidae
Gene: ccdc146
Product: coiled-coil domain containing 146
Exons: 19
Coding region: 424-3276 (950 amino acids)
Cellular component (GO): cytoskeleton
Source: RefSeq, a predicted model, not a curated record
ACUAAAUAAUAACUAAUGGCGAGUGUAAAACUGUUGCACAAAUUUGGAAUUUUCAUAUAGGCCUGCUGUAAAAGGUGUUUCAAAGUCAUUGUUUAUCGUUUUAGUGAAACAGAUUUUGGCCAUAGGCAAAUUUAAUACACAUUCAUGUCAAGUAGUCCGCAUGUUGUGCGCAGUUACAACGCGUAAGAUUUAAUGUUUACUAACAAACAAUUAAAUAAAUCAUUUCCAAUAAUGUAACUGUUAAUAAGAAAAAUCACAACAAUAUGAACUCUGUGAGCGCGCACUAGCUCCUCCUGCAGGAGCCGUUUCUAUGGCAAUAGCUCCACGCGCGCGACACAACAAUGAAACGCACAGAUUUAACGGCUUUCACCGGAAUAACGAUUUAACAGCAUAACAGGAACCAAUUUAAGGUACAACACGGUCAUGAGUCAACCAGAGGGGCGGAGCCAUUCUCUAUCAGAGAAUGAAGAGGAGGAAUCUGAUGAGAGGGCCACACCCCUUUCUGCAAUUGCGCCAGAGGCUGAUGGUCAUUAUAAACAACCCACUGUGAUAUCAUCAAAUCCAGCUUUACAGUGCCUGGACCAGCUUUUCUCAGAGGGAAAGAUCAGUGGAGCAAAGGUGGCUCAUCUUAGGGCCAGCUUCAACCUCUUACAUCAAGCUCUGAAAAGUUCUCAGGAGUCAGAAAUGCAGUUGCUGCAGGAGGCAAAGGCCUUCCGCACUAAGCUGGAGGAGCAGAACCAGGAGCUGGAGAAAGCAGAGCUGUUUCCUGAAGGACAGGACACAGAGGUCAGCGGCCUGAAACAGAAGCUUCUGCAGUCCUACAAUGAGCUGAAAGAGUAUGAGGAGAGAGAUUACCACAUGCAGUUCCAGCUUGAGUGUCUUAAAGAAGAGAAGCUUUAUCUUCAGAAAGAGUACCAAAACCAGCCUAAACCAGCUGAGCUGGAAAGGAGGUACAUGACUCUGAAGGAGAGCUGUGAGGACAUGAGAAAAGAGACCGUCCAACUGAGACAGGAAGUGAAGACUUUAGCUGAAAAUGUGGAGACACAACAGAAACACACAGAUAAAGAACGUUGUGAGCUCGAUGAGUUUAAAAACCUUGUUGAGAUCAGCGAGGCUGAGCUGGCUCAGGUGUGCCUCAUACCUGUUCAGCUGCGAAAGGAGGUCAACAGGGUUGCCCACAGGAAAUCGGAGGUAGACAACCAGGUGGCUGUGAUGGACAAACAACGUUUGAAGCACAUGGAGCACCAACAGAUGACAGUGGAGAAGUGCGAGAAGGUGAAGGAGGCCCAAAGGGAAGUUCUUAGAGAAUUGGAUGGCUAUAAAGCUCAGCUAAUGGCCGCGCAGAGUAAACAAGAGAGACUUCUUAAGGAGCUGCAGAUGACCAAGGAAAAAGAGGCCAUCUUCAUGGAUCAAAGGGGUCUACUGGAAAUUAACAUGGAGCAGAUUGUGGCCGACUGCAAGUCUCUGCGUGAUAAACAGGCCCGAGACACGAGACUGAAAGACAGACUCGUUCGAGUCCUGAAGAGAAAUGAACUGCAGUUGAUACAGGCCAGCGAUGCUCUCAUUCACACUCAACAGCAGCAUGCCAGGACCCAGGCUCAGAGGGAUGAAGUCCCAGAUGGUGAUUGCUUCUUGCAGAAAAGAAGAGAUCUUGAAAAAGAAGUCGAGGACCUAAAACGCAGUUUGAUUAUCAAGCAGUCGAUGGCAGGGUUGAAGGUCCAGCAAGUUGAAGAGUAUUUGGAGCAAGAGCAAGCUCUCAUAGGAGAGUCUCAUCGCCGCAGAGACGAGCUGCAUCACCUCCAUCGUCUCAUACUCAUCAAAGCAGACGAGAGAGAGCACAAGAGCCGAGAACUCCUCAAAGCACAGCUAAAAUAUAAGCGAUCCAAGCAGGAUCUACAGGGAAAAGGUCUGGUUCUUCAAGAACACAAGAAACUUAGCCAAGAGACCAAGUCAAGGCUGAAUGUAUUUGCUAAACUUUAUGAAGUCACCAAAGGAGAGCGAAACAAAUAUAUGAGCCUGAUCCAAAUCUCAAACCAGAACCUUGAAGAAGUAAAAGAGAAGCUGAUUAAACUAGAGGAAGACCUGCAGAUUAUGCAGCCGAUUGCUAUGAACAAGGACAAGAUACUUCAGAAGUUCCGUCUGCAACACUCUCAAUGCUACAAGCUCAGAGACCAUAUGAAGAACGUGAUCUCCAGGAUCUCCCAGGUUCUGCAGGAAAUGCACCAGAAACGAGAGGAGCAGAAGCUGAAUCUCAGAAAACUUGUGCUCACAAUCACCACACAGGAGCAAAACCUGUUGCAUCUGCGAAAGAGCUACGAGGCUGCAAUGCAGGGUCGCAACGAACGGGGUGUGCAGCUUGUGGAAAGAGAACAGGAGCUGUGUGUUUUUUACGAGAGGCUAAAUAAGCUGAAUGGUGCCAUGCAAGAAGACAACAAGAAGAUCCAGGUCAUGGAGGAUGAGAUCAAAAAGCUGAAGAUUCUCCAGAAAGAGCAGGACAGACAGAUCAACCUGCAGAGACAACAGCUGUCCUGCAUUCGGGCCCUGCAGGAGGAGAGCACUCUAUUACAGAUACAGCUGUCUGAGAGCCAAGACAAAGUGAAGGAGCUAGACAAAGCUGUAGGGGAUGUCAACAGAGCACAAGAGCUGAGUGGAGAAGAUCCAUCACCCGAGGACCUCCUCAAGAAGAUCGAAGAGUUAGAAGUUCAGCUGACAGAGAAAGAAGCUCAGCUCUUGGAAAUGGAACUGGUGUACGAGCAGGUCAACCACCUGUCCCAGCGGAUCAGAACCAAAGCAGAGAAUGGUAAAGAAGAUUCACUUCAUCUGGCUAAAAAAGUGAACGAACUACAGGCUCAGAUCAGGGAGCGCACUCAUAAAAUGAUGGCCGUGGUGGCGGAGCUGUCCAUGUGGCAGGUGGAGUCUAUGACCCUUCAGCAGGAGAUAAAGGAAAAGGAAACACAUCUGGACUCGUGUCAGAUGCGUCUAGAGCAGGGCCUGCCCCCCUCAGACGCCAUAGAGCAGGAGUGGCUGCGAUGUCUCAGAGAUCAGCACACACGCCAGGCUAACGCUGAGAGAAAACUGGCUGAAGAAGAUGAGUGGAAGCAGCUUCCAAGCGGUGUUUAUACCACGGCUGAGCUUCGACCCAACGCUUACAUCCCCACUGACGAUCCUUUACCUGUGCCCAAACACUACGGAGCCCUAGCCCCCUUCAAACCCGCCGAGCCUGGUGCCAACAUUCGCCACAUCCGCAAACCGAAACCCAAACCUAUCGAGAUUUAGAGGAAGUCCCUCCUGCAAACCUGCUGAGAGUGAGUCCCUCCAUCACCACCAGAUUGAUGACCCACAUUUGAAAUAAAAAUGCCACAUGUGCUCCUAUUCCUGAGGAAUCUUGUUCAUUUCCUCAGGACUAGCGACGUUAACGCUAGACUUGUUUGCCGUAUGGGUCUAAUUUCCUCGCUGAGCUCAUGUCCAGCAGCUCUGUGGAUCUCCUGCUGUUAGCAUGCUGGGAAUUCAGUAACGGUGGGGAGAGAACUUG